AACCAAUGGAAAACUAUGGUUUGAAAGCGAUGUCGAUUGGUUUUCUUGUUGAAGAAGACACGCCGAUGAUCUGGCGUGGCCCAAUGGUAACGCAAGCGCUGGAGCAAUUAUUAAAUGAUACUAACUGGGGUGAGUUAGACUAUUUGAUAGUGGAUUUACCCCCAGGAACAGGUGAUACCCAGCUAACAUUAUCGCAAAAAAUUCCUGUAAGCGGUGCUGUUAUCGUCACUACACCUCAAGAUAUCGCCUUACUUGAUGCUCGUAAAGGCCUGAAGAUGUUCGAGAAAGUGGAAGUGCCUGUGUUAGGUGUGGUGGAAAAUAUGAGUAUUCAUAUUUGUAGUGAAUGCGGUCAUGCAGAGCAUAUCUUCGGUGAAGGUGGUGGUAAGCGCAUGGCGGAUGAGCACGAUGUUGAUUAUUUAGGUGCGCUGCCGUUGGAUAUGAGUAUUCGUGAACAAGCUGAUAGCGGUAAGCCAUCGGUUGUAUUUGAGCCGAAUGGAAAAAUCGCCGAUAUCUACAGAGAUAUUUCUCGUGCAAUGACAUCUCGUUUAGCUUCAAAAUCAAAAGAUUACA
Messenger RNA from Priapulus caudatus, 570 nucleotides. Its product is annotated as iron-sulfur cluster carrier protein-like. The record is from RefSeq and is a predicted model, not a curated record. The annotation marks the transcript as partial. Gene Ontology annotation, biological process: iron-sulfur cluster assembly. Gene Ontology annotation, molecular function: 4 iron, 4 sulfur cluster binding; ATP-dependent FeS chaperone activity; ATP binding. Gene Ontology annotation, cellular component: cytosol. Lineage: Eukaryota; Metazoa; Priapulida; Priapulimorpha; Priapulimorphida; Priapulidae. The transcript has a single exon.